This is a messenger RNA of Notothenia coriiceps (black rockcod), 1341 nucleotides long. Its product is annotated as cleavage and polyadenylation specificity factor subunit 1-like. NCBI's taxonomy places the organism in Eukaryota, Metazoa, Chordata, Actinopteri, Perciformes, Nototheniidae. The record is from RefSeq and is a predicted model, not a curated record. Gene Ontology annotation, molecular function: protein binding. The coding region runs from base 147 to 1295 and encodes 382 amino acids. The transcript has 12 exons.
GAAGAAGUCGGCACAGCGACACAACACAACCGCCACUAACUGUUCAAGUUAGAAAGCCACAAACUAUGGCACCUUAAAUGUAAACAGAAGAAGGAAAAAUAAAGACUCUGAUAACGUGUGUGAUAUAGUGAGUGAACCUCUCCAGGAUGUAUGCUGUUUACAGACAAGCACACACUCCCACUGCGGUGGAGUUUUCUGUCUACUGCAACUUCAUAUCCAGCAAGGAGAAGAAUUUGGUCGUUGCUGGAACAUCUCAGCUGUAUGUCUACAGGAUUAUCCAUGAUGUCGAGAGUACAUCAAAGACCGACAAGUCUUCAGAUGCCAAACCUCGUAAGGAGAAGCUGGAGCAAGUGGCAUCCUUUUCUCUCUUCGGAAAUAUCAUGUCCAUGGCCAGCGUACAGCUUGUCGGAGCCAACAGAGAUGCACUACUGCUCAGUUUUAAAGAUGCCAAGUUGUCAGUAGUGGAGUAUGACCCCGGGACACAUGACCUCAAGUCUCUGUCUCUGCAUUACUUUGAAGAACCGGAGCUCAGAGAUGGUUUUGUGCAGAAUGUACAUAUUCCCAUCGUCCGGGUAGAUCCGGAGAAUCGCUGCGCUGUAAUGCUCGUCUACGGCACCCAGCUGGUGGUGUUGCCGUUCAGGAAGGACUCUAUCACUGACGAACAGGAGGGCGGAGUUGGAGAAGGUCCUAAAUCCAACUUCCUGCCGAGUUACAUCAUUGACGUUCGUGAGCUGGACGAGAAGCUGCUGAACAUCGUCGACAUGAAGUUCCUCCACGGAUACUACGAGCCGACGCUGCUCAUCCUGUUUGAGCCCAGUCAGACAUGGCCUGGGCGUGUGGCGGUGCGUCAGGACACCUGCAGCAUCGUGGCCAUCUCCCUCAACAUAAUGCAGAAAGUGCAUCCUGUCAUCUGGUCGCUCAGUAAUCUGCCGUUUGACUGCACGCAGGUCAUGCCUGUUCCCAAACCAAUCGGGGGUGUGGUGGUGUUUGCUGUGAAUUCCUUGCUGUAUCUGAACCAGAGUGUUCCUCCUUAUGGAGUUUCUCUCAACUCUCAAACUAAUGGAACCACAGCAUUUCCUCUGCGUGUUCAGGAGGAAGUGAAGAUCUCACUCGACUGCUCUCAGUCUGACUUUAUCGCCUAUGACAAGAUGGUCAUCUCUUUGAAAGGAGGAGAAAUUUACGUGUUGACUCUUAUAACUGACGGCAUGAGGAGUGUCCGCGCUUUCCACUUCGACAAAGCUGCUGCCAGCGUCCUGACAACCUGCUUCAUGGCGAGAAACAGACAGGAGUUAUAGCACAGAAGCAAAGCAAUGCUCUGUGUCGUGGCUUCCUUCCUUGUUU